Messenger RNA from Rhodamnia argentea, 1586 nucleotides. Its product is annotated as triacylglycerol lipase 2. The transcript has 9 exons. Bases 269 to 1516 code for a protein of 415 amino acids. Gene Ontology annotation, molecular function: hydrolase activity, acting on ester bonds. Gene Ontology annotation, biological process: lipid metabolic process. The record is from RefSeq and is a predicted model, not a curated record. Lineage: Eukaryota; Viridiplantae; Streptophyta; Magnoliopsida; Myrtales; Myrtaceae.
AACGUGAAAAACCCGACCCAUCUCGGGCGAGAAAUAUCCGGGAAAUUGGAUCCGAGACCCUUUCGGCAGAAACCCAGAAACGAACGCAAACCCUUUUCCCACUCUUUUCGCCUCCUCCCCUCCCUCGUCUUCCUCCUCCUCCUCAAGAGCUUCUUAUAUAAAGGGGGCGUCUGCGCGCUUGUAGUUUCGGGUUCUCAUCUUCUUCGACACAGAAAACCCUACAACCCCCAAAAAGCAGAAAGAGCAAAAGGGGAGGAGAGGGAACUUGAUGAUCAUGAGCGUGAGUGGCUUCCUGAGCUUGGCUUCGAGCUGCUUCUCCCUGCUCCUGCUGGUCGAGCCGCAUGUAGCCCGUGCCUCGAGCCGCGGCUCAACCCUCGCAGGCGGCGGUGUUGCCCCUCCGGCUGCUGCUGGCAUAUGCGCCUCGUCUGUCACGAUACAUGGUUACAAAUGCCAGGAGUUCGAUGUGAUCACUCAGGAUGGAUACAUACUAAACGUGCAAAGAAUACCGGAGGGCCGAGCCGGGGGUAGCGGCGGCGGCGGUAGCACCGACAAGCAGCCAGUCCUAAUACAGCACGGCGUCCUCGUGGACGGGAUGACGUGGCUGCUGAACCCGCCGCAGCAGGACCUGCCCUUGAUUCUUGCCGAUAACGGGUUUGAUGUGUGGAUUGCCAACACCCGAGGCACCCGGUUCAGCCGGCGCCACACUUCCUUGGACCCCGCCAGCCCGGAUUUCUGGAACUGGUCGUGGGACGAACUGGUGACCUUCGAUCUACCGGCCGUGUUCGACUUCAUCCACGGGCAAACUGGGAAGAAGAUCGAUUACGUCGGCCACUCGCUGGGGACUUUGAUAGCUUUGGCGUCCUUAUCGGAAGGGAGGCUGGUGGACGAGCUGCGAUCGGCGGCUCUGUUGAGCCCGGUCGCUUAUCUCAGCCACAUGACCACCGCCCUCGGCGUUGUCGCGGCCAAAGCCUUUGUCGGCGAGAUCACCACGUUGUUCGGGCUGGCCGAGUUCAAUCCCAAAGGCGAGCCCGUGGCUAACUUUCUCCAGGCCUUGUGCGCUAAUCCGGGUGUCGAUUGCUACGACUUACUAGCCGCGUUGACUGGAAAAAACUGCUGUCUCAAUGUUUCCACCAUCGACCUGUUUUUGGAGAACGAACCGCAGUCGACGUCGACCAAGAACAUGGUCCAUUUGGCUCAAACGGUUCGGGACGGAAUGCUGGCGAAGUACAACUACGGGAUCCUCAACGUGAUGCACUACGGGGACGUGAGGCCGCCGGUCUACAACCUCUCCAACAUCCCCCGCGACCUCCCGAUCUUCCUGAGCUAUGGAGGCCGGGACGCGCUAUCCGACACGUGGGACGUCCAGCGCCUGCUCGACAGCCUCAACCUCCAUGACGUCGGCAAGCUCACUGUCCAGUACGUCGGAGACUACGCUCACGCCGAUUUCAUCAUGGGAGUGAACGCCAAAGACAUCGUGUACGGUCAAGUGCUGUCUUUCUUCAAAAACCAGCAGUGACUCCUGGGGACUAAGCCAAUUUUACAAAUAGGAAUUGAGACAAAUGAAUGCGACAUGAACAUUUGUUUUC